AUGGCCGAGUCUGCUGUUAAAACUGUGGUUGGGAGUGUGGGUAAUCUCGCUGUUCAGGAGACCAAAUUUUUAUGUAGAGUAACCCUUGAAGUGUGCUCCUUGAAAGAUGAGCUGAUGAGGUUGCAGGCCUACCUCAAAGAUGCUGAUAGCAAAUGGAGAUCAGGGAAUGCAAGAGUAGCUGUCCUGGUGAGCCAGAUUAGAACUGCAGCUUACCAAGCUCAAAAUGUCAUUGAAGCUGCAGAUUACAUGGAGAAGAGAAACAGGCUCAAGAAGGGAUUCAUGGGUGCUAUUUCAAGGUACGCUCGCCUACCGAGUGAUUUGGCCACCCUUCGUAAAAUUGGUGUAGAAACUCGACGUGUAAGAAGGAAGAUCAGCGAGAUUUUCUCAAGUGCGGAACAUUUGAAAAUUGAUUUGGAUAAUACUGCUGAAGUGAAUGGUCAAGUUGAGGAUGAAUUUCCACAAGAUUUUGUACUUAUGCACCAAAACUAUGAAGAUGGUGUUGUCAUGGUUGGUUUUCAGGAUGAGUACAAAGAAAUAACAGAUAAAUUAGUUUAUGAAGGACAGAUGCUUAGUGUUGUAUCCAUAGUUGCCAUGAGUGGGGCGGGAAAAACAACACUUGCUAGAAAAGUUUACACUUCACCUAGAGUCAAACAGCACUUUGACACAGUUGCUUGGGUGACUGUGUCUCAAAAGUUCAAGAGUGUUAGUUUACUAAAAGAUAUUAUGAAACAAAUCACAGGGGAAGAAGACGAGCCAGUUGACCAAAUGCAAGAGUAUGAGGUGGGAAAGACGAUCAGUGAGUUUCUGUCACGAAAAAGAUAUUUGCUAGUUCUCGAUGAUGUGUGGGAAACAGACACAUGGGACAAACUAAAUAGAACAAUUAAAGCCUUUCCAAAUUCAAAUAAUGGUAGUAGGAUAUUAUUAACCACACGCAAACAAAAAGUUGCAAAUCACAUUGAAAUGCCAACUCACGUUCAUGAUCUCAAGGAGUUAGAUGAAGAGAAAAGUUGGGAACUUUUUAGUACUAAAGCUUUGCCAUCAUACAGAAGGUCCGCCAUAGGAGAUGUGGGUGAGUUUGAGGAAUUAGGGAGAAUGCUUGCAAAAAAGUGCGAUGGAUUACCACUCGCACUUGCAUUUUUGGGAGGUUAUUUAUCCAAGAAUUUUAAUAUACAAGCAUGGUCCAAUAUUUUGUUGUUUUGGCCGUCAACCAACAGCACAAAAAUGAUGGGAGACAUACUGGCUCGCAGUUACAAGGACAUGACAGAUCAUUGUUUAAGAUCUUGCUUCCUCUAUCUUGCAACAUUCCCCGAGGAUUAUACAAUAGAUGUUUCUAUGCUUAUUGAACUAUGGAUAGCAGAGGGCUUCAUUUCACAUGCACCAAAACAUGAACAGGAAGAAACAGCACGCAGAUAUGUUGCAGACCUAGCUCAAAGAAGCUUGGUGCAAGUUACUAGGAGAAGCAUGGCACAUGGAUGGAUUGAGGAAAUAAGGGUCCAUGACAUUUUACGUGAUUGGUGCAUAAAAGAGGCAAGACAUGGUGGUUUUCUUAAUGUCAUUGACAAAACAUCAGGCCAAAUUGGCUCACCAUCAACCUAUAUCAUGGUAUCAUAUCGUUUUUCUUAUCAAGACUUCAAUGGCAAGAAUUUGCGGGCAGCACGCAAUAUCCGAGCUUUGUUUGGCUUUCAACUUCAAUCAACAUCCCUCCAUAAGCUCAGAUAUCUUCGAGUUCUUCACAUUGAAGACACAUGCCUAGAGGAUUUCUCUAAGGCAAUUGGUGAGUGCAUUCACCUAAGAUGCCUCAGGUUGAUAAGAUGUCAAGAUGUGACUUUCCCUUCAUCAAUUGGAAAACUACUUUACUUGCAAACUAUUGAUACGAGGGGCACAUAUAUUGCACUAGUACCAAGCUCUAUGUGGAAUAUCCCUUCUCUGAGGCAUGUUUACCUUGGUGAUCAUCAUUUUGUACCAAGGGGUGUGCAACAGAAAGAGUUGCAAACCUUUUGGUUAGUACUUCCACAUACUAACGGUAAAUAUUGCAACCCGGAUAUGGUGAGGUUUUUGGGCCAAAUGACUCAACUAACAACCUUGUGGUUGAGUACGUGUCCACACAUCCCUGCGGAAAUGAUGAAUAUAUUUGUAAACAUGCCUCGCUUGGUUGAUAUUACCCUGAACAGAUUGAGUGUGCUUGAUAAAUUGCCUGAAAGCCAUCACUUCCCACAAAGCCUACGAAGUUUCGAUCUAUCUGCUGAUGACAUUAAACAAGAUCCAAUGCCGAUGUUGGAGAAGCUCCCAUGUCUUGUGGUAUUGAAGCUGCUUGGAUACGGAGGUCGAACCAUGUCAUGCUCUACCAGGGGUUUUCCUCGUAUGAAGAACUUACAACUUCGUAGAUUUCAUGUCACUGAGGAGUGGAAGAUUGAGGCCGGAGCCAUGCCAAAGCUCUCCUGCCUAAUACUCACCUCUUUCACUAACAUGAGCAAGCUCCCCGAGGGGUUACUGCAUGUUCCAUCCAUCGAUCAUCUGGAGCUAAACAGUGUGCCCUUGAUUUCUGUUGGAGAUGACAACACGUUGAAGGAGCUGCAACAGAAAGGAUGCGAGGUGAUUAUUACUAGAAGAUAA
This is a messenger RNA of Triticum turgidum subsp. durum (durum wheat), 2613 nucleotides long. Lineage: Eukaryota; Viridiplantae; Streptophyta; Magnoliopsida; Poales; Poaceae. The record is from the annotation of a GenBank genome assembly.